This is a messenger RNA of Fulvia fulva, 3654 nucleotides long. Its product is annotated as Inositol-1,4,5-trisphosphate 5-phosphatase 1. Gene Ontology annotation, cellular component: membrane; cytoplasm. Lineage: Eukaryota; Fungi; Ascomycota; Dothideomycetes; Mycosphaerellales; Mycosphaerellaceae. Bases 1 to 3654 code for a protein of 1217 amino acids. Gene Ontology annotation, molecular function: phosphatidylinositol-3,5-bisphosphate 5-phosphatase activity; phosphatidylinositol-4,5-bisphosphate 5-phosphatase activity. Gene Ontology annotation, biological process: phosphatidylinositol dephosphorylation. The record is from RefSeq and is a predicted model, not a curated record. The transcript has a single exon.
AUGCCGAUUCGUGUGUUUUUGAGGGACUCCCCUCGACGUGCCUUAGCGCUUGCCACCGACACUCAUGUUCUCAUAUUCCGGCAUAGUCCGACCAGCAUCAACGCAAAACAUGGCUCCUCGACCUCCGUCAACGAUGGUGCGACGCCACGAUGUAUUGUGGAGUUUUCGCCAUGGGAGGGCCUGGAUAUGGAUGGCUACCGUACGCUUUCUUCCCUCUCGGUCCAGGGCACUCUAGGUCUGGUUACACUUAACAACAAUGUCUUCCUGUGUGUCGUUAACGGUUCUACGAAAGUCUCCACUGUGCGACCGGGAGAGACGAUUCAGCGGAUCUUGAGUGUGGAGUUUCAUUGCUUGAACUCGAGCAACUACGAUCAUCUACUACACGAUCAGGUCAACCCGUUUCCGACCGAUGGUCUGGAUGCCGAUGGAUACGAUCACGGUGGCUAUCGCGAGCCAAUGCUUGAGCACCCUUGCAUGGCAUUGAAGAAGCUGCUCAGUGGUGGAAGUUUCUACUACAGCGCAGAUUUGGAUCUGACGAAGCGUCUUCAAGAUCGGCCGACCGAAGCAAGCACUAUCGCCAUAGACAGUUUGGAUGCUGGCUUCUUGUGGAACACGUACAUGAUCCAGCCGCUCGUGGACUUCCGAUCGAGGUUAUCUCCACGAGAGAGACAGGCCCUGGAUGACUCGAGGAUCCUGACCAGUACCAUUCGAGGUUUUGCGCAAACGAUAACAGUGCCGGCUGCGAGCUCGCCGCUAAGGGUCAAGAACACGGGCAUGCCGUCAACCAUGACUUUGAUAUCAAGACUAUCGUGCCGGAGAGCAGGAACCAGAUUCAACUCGCGCGGUAUCGACGACGACGGGAAUGUGGCAAAUUUCGUCGAGACAGAGACCAUAUUCGCCACAGACAGCAUGACCUUCUCAUAUGUUCAGGUGCGUGGCAGCGUGCCUCUGUUCUGGGAGCAAUCUGCUGGACUGCCCGGUCAACAGAAGAUACAGGUCACGAGAUCAGUCGAAGCCACGCAGCCAGCGUUCGAUAAGCACUUUCAGAGAUUGAUGGAGAACUAUGGUGACGUGGUUGUGGUGAAUCUUUUGAGCGAAGAGAAGUCUCAAGAGAUCAUGUUAACUCAACAGUACCUGCGGCACAUUGAGCACAGCUCGCUCAAUCAUACUGUCUCGAAGGAUGAUGAAUCGGCUCAUAAACAUGUUACUGCUGUAAAUUACGACUUUCACGCCGAGACCAGGGGCCCUAAUGGAUAUGAUGCUGCCAGUGGCAUUCAACGUUGGAUUGAGCCGACUGCCAUGGCUUUUGAGUACUUCCUCUCCGAGGACAUGGUUGAGAAGAUCCAGCGGAAUGGCAAAGAGGUUUCGGUGGUCGGUCGCAACGACGUCCUCAAGCAAGCGGGUGUCUUCAGGACAAAUUGCCUCGACUGCCUUGAUCGUACGAAUCUGAUACAGACUAUCAUCUCGAAGAUUGCCUUCAGCCUCUUUCUCUUCCAGCAAGCCAAUGUCAGUCCGACGUCUGACUUCUGGGCGAGACACGGCACACUCUGGGCCGAUAAUGGUGAUCAGUUAAGCAAGAUCUAUGCUGGGACUGGAGCGCUGAAGUCAUCGUACACGAGAUCAGGCAAGAUGUCCAUCGCGGGCGCUUUCGCUGAUCUUCGGAAGUCUGCGCAAAGGCUAUACAUCAACAAUGUUGAAGACAAGGGAAGGCAAGAAACUAUGGACAUGCUCUUAGGCCGAAUGAUUGGGCAGACUCCUGUCCAUCUGUAUGACCCGAUCAACGACUGGGUCGUUGCUGAGCUUGGCAAGCGGUCGGCUGAAUUCACCAGAAGUGAGAAGAUCAACAUCUGGUGCGGCACGUUCAAUUUGAAUGGAAAGACUCACGGCAUUGACGAGGAUUUAUCCAUCUGGUUGUGUCCAAAGGUCGAACAAGCUUAUCGCUGCCCUGAGAUUGUGGCAGUGGCUUUUCAAGAGAUUGUCAACCUGGAUGUACAACAGAUCAUGUCCACCGACCCGCAUCGACGAACCGUCUGGGAAGAGUCGGUACGGAAGACGCUGAAUGCGAAUGCGCAGAAGUACAGAGGCGAGGACUACGUCUUGCUUAGGGGUGGUCAACUCGUAGGUGCUUCGUUGUCAAUCUUCGUUCGAGCCAGCGUUCUGCCAAUGAUCAAGAACGUCGAAGGUGCUGUGAAGAAGACAGGCUUAAGCGGCAUGGCUGGUAACAAGGGCGCGGUGGCGAUACGUAUGGAGGUCGCCGACACUUCUGUAUGUUUCGUGACAGCACAUCUCGCGGCUGGCUUCGCCAACUACGAAGAGCGGAACCAAGACUAUCGGACGAUCUCGAGCGGCUUGCGUUUUCAACGGAACAGGUCAAUCGAAGACCACAAGUCUAUAAUGUGGUUCGGUGACUUCAACUACCGUAUUGGCAUGGACAACGAUCGUGUGCGGCAAUACAUCAAGCAGCGUGACCUGACUACUCUCUACGAGAACGAUCAGCUCAACAUCCAGAUGGUGCACGGACGGACAUUUCCUCACUACUCGGAGCAGAUACCCACGUUCUUGCCCACCUACAAGUUCAAUCUGGGCACUGAUGACUACGACACAUCAGACAAGGCUCGAAUACCUGCUUGGUGCGAUCGGAUCCUGACCCGUGGUGACAACUUGCGCCAGCUAUACUACGACUCUGCGCCACUUCGAUUUUCCGACCACAGACCUGUGUAUGGUGUGUUCCAAUGCACAAUUAGCGUUGUCGACCAAGCUGUGAAGGACAAGAUCAGCCACGAGUUGCACGCUAGGCGCAGGACUGCUGUUGGAAGCCACACAGCUAAUCAGGUAGCAGAAAGCGAUGACGAAUCAUUGUACGGAUAUGAUUCUGUGGAGCCUGGUCUGCCACCUGCAAGCUCGGACAAGAGGAAAUGGUGGCUCGACAACGGCAUGCCUGCCAGAUCUACUGUACAGCCGCCAAAUGCUGGACACGUUCCUAACCCUGCGAGGCCGUCUAACCCGUGGACACCAAUAGGCGAACCUGACUGGGUCAAAGUCGAGAAGCCAAGCGCACCUCCAUCGAGAACGGCGUCUCUGUACAGCACAUCAUCUGCACAGAGUCGCAAUCAGGGCGAGCCAAUACCUCGGAAACUGCCUCCACCAUACAAGUCAUCGGAUCGCGGUGCGCCGACGACCCAAACCACCAGCCACGAUGGGUCAUUAGAUGAUGAGAAGGCUCGAAUACACCUCAAGCAGACUUUACGCAAGCCAGCACCACCAAAGCCCAACAAACCGAACCUGCUACGUUCGGAGAGUAAUCAGUCCUCAGCAUCCACAAAGAGUCCGCCUCCUCCACCGACAGCCAGAAGGACAGGCACCACCACAAAUAUAGCCGCUAAAACUGUGCUCCCACCACCCGUCGAGCCGAGAAGGACAGGUACGCCGUCUACCAUCUCAAGGACAGUGAUGGCGCCUCCUCCGCCACGAGCGAACGGCACUGUGGAAAGGAAGCUUAACAGUCCAGCUCCUGCUCCUCCUCCGCCUAGGAAGCCGGUGGGAAGUAGAGAAGACAGCGGGCCUGCACUUCCACCUCGAAGAGCUACGACAGAUUUGAUGAAUGAAGCUGGUGAUGAGGAAUUGAAGGAUUGGGUACCACUCAAGCCGCAGUAG